Metarhizium brunneum ARSEF 3297 is the source of this 1647-nucleotide messenger RNA. It is a transcript of the gene MRM1, whose product is annotated as rRNA methyltransferase 1. Gene Ontology annotation, cellular component: mitochondrion. Gene Ontology annotation, molecular function: RNA binding; rRNA (guanine) methyltransferase activity. The record is from RefSeq and is a predicted model, not a curated record. Gene Ontology annotation, biological process: rRNA methylation. Lineage: Eukaryota; Fungi; Ascomycota; Sordariomycetes; Hypocreales; Clavicipitaceae.
AUGAUAAGCGCAGCAAGAUGGCCAGCUGCUGGUCAACGCUGCAUGCUGCGUCAAUCGUUACAUAACAUCCCAGCGCUCAUUGUCCCCCAGUUUGUCCGCUGCGCAAGUCUAUCCUCUAUACAUCGAGGGCUAAAACGAUCCGAACGAGCGCAAUUUGGCGAGUCUCGUUCCUGGACGGCAACGCACGAUGACAGAAGUCACAGCUUUAGCCGAAUUGGGCGAACAACGAAGGCUUUAGACGGCGCUGCCUCUAAACGGCAACAGCAAAAACUUCGGAAGAAGCUUGAUCGCAAAGCUUCAGAAAUUGGUGACGAAGACGACGUUGGCAGGCAGACCAGGAGGAAGCGGUUUCUGGAUCCGGAAUUCUCUUUUGGGAAAAGAAGUCUGGUAUAUCAAUUGAAACAUGGCCUGCUGAAGGAUACAGCUGCCUCGCUAGAUUUGGAGCAACCGGUUCGGCCGCGACACUUCCACGGGAACGACAAAUUGCCUCGGCGAAAUUCUCGAGACUUACAAUCCUACUCACGGCCUCAAAGCCCGCAAAACCCGCAAAAACGACGGCCACGGAUAGAAAACCGCGAAGAUGGCCCUAUCGAGGAUGCCAUAGCGAAGCCAAGAAGGCGCGGCAUGUUGCCUAUGACUAUCACAUAUACUACUGCGGCAUCACAAUUCCUAUACGGACGAUCCGUUGUCAAGGCAGCGCUGCAACAAGGAAGGCGCCAACUCUACAAGCUAUACGUUUACGGCGGAGAGAACCGUAGAGGCGUCGAUGACAACGACGUCAUAAUAAACCUGGCGAAGGCUCGCGGUGUCCCCGUUACUAUUGUGCCUAACGAAGACCAGCGAUUAAUGGACAAGAUGAGCAUGGGCCGCCCACACAACGGAUUUGUUUUGGAGACAUCGCCUCUACCGCAGCUACCUGUGAAAGCCCUAGGCAGCUUGGAAGAGUCGCCCUCUAAGCUGGGGUUCCAUAUCGAGCUUGUGCAUCAAACCAUGGAACAAAAGGCCAUCAAUGGAGAGAAUACAUUUGUGCCCAAAGCGAAUAAUUCUGCGAUGAAGCCACUUGUACUUCUUUUGCAUGAAAUUUUGGAUCCCGGAAAUCUCGGUGCUCUACUCCGUACUGCAAGCUACAUGGGCGUUGACGCUAUCGGAAUAACUAGCCGCAACUCAUCAGCACUGACACCUGUGGUGCUCAAGUCGGCGGCAGGGGCAGCCGAAGAAGUCACCAUAUUCACAGUCGAUUCGCCAGUCGAGUUCCUGGAAGGUUCCAGAGCGGCGGGCUGGAAGACUUAUGCUGCAGUGGCGCCCCCAGAGUCGAAACUGCUCAAGAUUCAUGGCGACAAAUUCAUAUCGACGGACUUUGUGGAGCAGACGAGCCCCUUGGAUCAACACCCUUGUGUGCUGGUGCUCGGGAAUGAGGGGCAUGGUCUACCGAGACAAAUCAAGGUUGCUGCGGAUUUUGAGCUCUCGGUGCCCCGAUUUGUCCAGGGAAGCUCUGUGGACAGUUUAAACGUUAGUGUUGCUGCUGGAUUACUCUGCCACACAUUUGUGAAGGGCUCGGCGAGGAACAAGAACCGCGUGAACCAAAUCCCCGAAGCACAUUCGCCAAAGAGGAACGUGGCUGAAGAAACAAGCGAGCCUCUCUUCUGA